AGCGUUCUUAACAACCUCCCCAGGAGAGGGGGCCGGCAGAGGCCGCCGCCCGGAGGAGCUCCCGGAUCGCGAGGAACUUGGGGGAAAGUGGGGAAGGCCUGAUGGCCCGAGUCCCAGGGCCACCUGAGAACUGGCGCCAACCGGGGUUCGAGUCCCCAGCUGGGCGAGGAGGGACUAACCCUCUCUCACGUCUCCACAAAAAGCGCUUCGUGAGAGUGUUAACCGUUUUCGCACCUGAAAACCGUCAAGGAAACACGUCCUGGAAAACCACGCCAGGAGGGCGCUUGUCUCAAGAGUAAAUAAGCCCCAAACCCGGGGGGGAGGAGGGGGGGGUUCAAAACCCCCAGGGAGGAGGGCGGAGGACCCAUUCGCGUCAGCCGCAAGCGGGAAGAACCCAAGGCAGGAAGCCUCGCGAGAUCUAAGAUCGGGAUCUCGCUGCGUUGCCUAGCGACAGGGAGGACGCUCGCAGGCCCCCAGGCUAACCCCCGCUAGUAGCCUUAAAUCUCCUACCAUGGGGGAAGAAGGCGGCGGCCGCAGCUGUGGGACCACUAGGGAGCUGCAGAAGCUGAAGCAGCAGGCGAUGGAGUAUUACCGCGAGAACGACGUUCCGCGCAGGCUGGAAGAGCUGCUCAACUCCACCUUCUACCUCCAGCCUGCCGACGUCUACGGGCACCUGGCAAACUGCUUUUCUAAACUUGCAAAACCUCCCACCAUAUGCAAGGUCGUGGGGAAAAAUGUGCUGGAUGGACUUGGGCUUCCAACCCUCCAAGUGGAAAUAUUCUGCACCAUUCAAAAUUUUCCCAAGAACAUAUGUUCUGUGGUGAUCUCAACUCACUUUGAAGUCCAUGAGAAUGCUUCACGUGAGCUAGUUGAAGCCGAGGAAUUAGAAAGGUUGGAUGCUGUCAGCACCGCAGUGCAGUGGGUCAACGAAACCAUCACUGAGGAGCUCCAGGGCCUAGUGCCCUCCGACCAGGCUGAGGUGGAUCAGGUGCUCAGGACAUUCUUUGAAAAUAAAGUACAAGAAAAUAAGGAGAGAAAAGAAUUGGAAAAGAACCUAGAAGACUCAACAGUGCUUUCACCCCAGCCACCCCCACCCCCACCUCCAUCCAAGAAAAAAGGACAAAAGCAAGGAAGGAUGGAGACUGCUGCAGAAAAACCAAUUAUACCUGCAGAACCUCCUGAGCCUGUCCUCUGUGGCAGCAUGGCCAUAGGGGCUGUGUCACUGGCUGUUGCCAAAACCAGUGCCGUGCUGGACAAUAAUCCUCUCUACCUGAACAUUGCAUUAUUGAAGCACCACCAGGAACAGCCAGAAAAGCUAACUAUACCUCUUCUGAUGGUGUCGCUGGUCAGCUGUGGGAAGUCAUCACCUGGGAAGCUGAAUUUGAUGAAAGAAGUGAUCUGUAUACCCCAUCCUGGAUUAACAGCUAAACAAGGUGUGGAGAUGCUUCUGGAAAUUCAGAAACACAUCAACAAAGCAGUUGAAAUGUCACCCCCUCCAAAGCCAGAGAUGAGAAAAAGUCAUGAUGGAGGCAAAAGAGGCCAACAGCAGAUCACCGGCAAGAUCUCCCAUCUUGGCUGUUUAACCAUUAAUUACGACACUAUAGAGCAGCCACUGCUCCUAAUACAAGGAAUCUGUGCAAACCUGGGGCUAGAAUUGGGAACAGACCUGCAUCUAGCCAUCAACUGUGCUGCACAUGAGCUGAUGGACUAUAGUAAAGGAAAAUAUGAAGUGAUGAUGGGGACCUACAAAAAUGCAGCUGAGAUGGUUGACCUGUAUGUGGAUCUGAUCAACAAGUUCCCUUCAAUUACUGCCUUAAUUGACCCUUUCAGGAAGGAGGACUCUGAACAGUGGGACAGCAUCUAUAAUGCUCUUGGUUCCAGGUGUUACAUAAUUGCAGGCACUGCAUCCAAAAGCAUCUCUAAACUGCUGGAGGAGGGCAACAUCAGCAUCCUCAAAUACAGCGGGCUGAUCAUAAAACACACAAACCAAACCACCAUGUCGGACCUGGUGGAAAUAACAAACCUCAUCGACGGUAAGAAGCACAUCGCUGUCUUUGGAACCACAGAAGGAGAGUCGUCUGAUGACAGCCUUGUCGAUUUGGCUGUUGGACUUGGUGUCCGGUUUAUCAAGUUGGGAGGUCUUUCUCGUGGCGAACGGGUGACUAAGUACAACCGCCUCUUUACUAUAGAGGAAGAACUUGGCCAGAAUGGAACACUGGGCUUCAAUGAAGAACACACAUUUUUCAACUGGAAUGAGGAAGCGGAAAAGGCUGGUGAGCUGCCCGAGGUCCCUGAGCCCAUCUUCCCCACACAAGUUGCAGAGGAACUUGCCAAACUUUGAGCGUCUGCCCACCAGGGUUGCACGCACCCCAGCUGCCAGCCACACCGCUCAGACUAUUACACUGAUAGACCUGGAGGAUAGCUUCAUUCUGCUUUUGCUCCAAAAACUUCACUAAUUUGUGUGCUUUUUCUUCCUUUACAUUCACUGUUCGGUGAAAAACAGAGUAUUUUGCCGGAAAUUAUACCUGCGAACCUGUC
Odocoileus virginianus texanus is the source of this 2538-nucleotide messenger RNA. It is a transcript of the gene ENO4, whose product is annotated as enolase 4. NCBI's taxonomy places the organism in Eukaryota, Metazoa, Chordata, Mammalia, Artiodactyla, Cervidae. The record is from RefSeq and is a predicted model, not a curated record. Gene Ontology annotation, cellular component: phosphopyruvate hydratase complex. Gene Ontology annotation, molecular function: phosphopyruvate hydratase activity; magnesium ion binding. Gene Ontology annotation, biological process: glycolytic process.